CAUUUGCAUCCAAACCGUUACCGUCUAAAAACUCCAUUUUCCAUGACUCCGUCCUCUACUUCUAUAUAUAUAUAUAUCUAUAACUAUAUAUGAAAAAACCAAACACCAAAACUCAAAUCAACCUGAAUCAAACAUUAUCCAAUCUCCUGAUUCUCACCUGGAAAUCAAAAUAGGAAAUAAUAAUAAUCUUAGCAAUAUAUAUUCUAAUAUGCCCGGUGGUGCGGUUGUAGUAACAAACUCUCAGGUGUUCUUAUCGUCACAGAUGUUUCGUCAACCGAUGAUCUCUCCAUCGUCACCGCUCUCUCUCCGUCAUACAUCUCCGGUACCGUCAUCUCCGUCGUCAACUCUUCAUACAAAUGGAUCAGCUCUUCAUACAAAUGGAUAUAAUGAAGGAUCGGUUGUUAGUUGUGAUAAUUCGAAUAAUUCGUCACCAACGGUUCUUUCAAAGCGGAAGAGGCCUGCGAGGAUUCAGAUUCCGUUUGCGCCGUUGAGGUUUGUGGAUGAGGUGGUUAAGCCGGUUGAUGAUGUGGCGGAGAUUCAUGAUGAAGGUGAGGAGUAUUCUGUGUAUUGUAAAAGAGGAAAACGAGGCGCUAUGGAGGAUCGCUACUCGGUUGUUGUUGAUCUUCAAGGCGAUUGUAAACAGGCUUUCUUUGGAGUUUUUGAUGGCCAUGGAGGAACAAAGGCGGCGGAUUUUUCAGCAAAGAAUUUGAACAGAAACAUAAUGUCGAAAGUGGCAAAAAAAUGUGAAGAUGAGAUUGCAGAAGCAGUUAGGGAGGGAUAUAUCGCUACGGAUUCGGAGUUUCUAGAAGAAGAUGUCAAUGGUGGUACUUGUUGUGUGACUGCGUUGAUUCGUAAGGGCAACCUUAUAGUCUCUAAUGCUGGUGACUGUCGUGCGGUUAUGAGCCGAGGUGGUGUGGCUGAAGCUCUCACUGUUGAUCACAAACCUUCAAGGGAAGACGAAAAAGAUAGAAUCGAAAAAAUGGGUGGAUAUGUUGAUUGUCGCAAUGGUGUUUGGAGAAUACAAGGUUCACUAGCGGUAUCAAGAGCGAUAGGAGACAAUCAUCUCAAGAAAUGGGUGAUUUCAGAACCGGAAACAAGAGUAAUCAACAUUAGACCUGAAUGCGAGUUUUUAAUCCUUGCUUCCGAUGGAAUUUGGGAUACGGUAACCAACCAAGAAGCAAUCGACAUUGUUCGCCCCUUUUGCAUAGGAACCAUGAAACCUGACCUAACUUCCGCGUGUAAGAAGCUCGUUGGCUUAUCAGCAACAAGAGGCUCUUAUGACGACAUGAGUGUGAUGAUCAUCCGGUUGCCUCAUUUCAUGUCAUGAACAUAUAUAACAACAAACAUUAGUUAAACCUAAUUCUUGAGGAACCAACAUCAAUUGGACACAAAAACAUUAAUUAUUUAGACUCAGUAGUACAUCUUCAUUGUUGAUCCUAUCACAAUCUUAAUUGAGUUGAUUAGUUUU
This is a messenger RNA of Helianthus annuus (common sunflower), 1468 nucleotides long. RefSeq names its product probable protein phosphatase 2C 25. Gene Ontology annotation, molecular function: cation binding; protein serine/threonine phosphatase activity. Lineage: Eukaryota; Viridiplantae; Streptophyta; Magnoliopsida; Asterales; Asteraceae. The coding region runs from base 209 to 1327 and encodes 372 amino acids. The transcript is spliced from 4 exons. The record is from RefSeq and is a predicted model, not a curated record. Gene Ontology annotation, biological process: protein dephosphorylation.